Ahaetulla prasina is the source of this 1551-nucleotide messenger RNA. RefSeq names its product high mobility group nucleosome binding domain 5 (gene HMGN5). Gene Ontology annotation, biological process: chromatin organization. NCBI's taxonomy places the organism in Eukaryota, Metazoa, Chordata, Lepidosauria, Squamata, Colubridae. Gene Ontology annotation, molecular function: nucleosomal DNA binding. The transcript is spliced from 6 exons. Bases 553 to 876 code for a protein of 107 amino acids. The record is from RefSeq and is a predicted model, not a curated record. Gene Ontology annotation, cellular component: nucleus; chromatin.
ACUUUCCUCGCGCUUCCCAUUCAUGCAGUUUGGUUGAGCGUUGGUGUAUUUUACUGUUUGCAAUAAAGAAGGGGGGAAUUAUUAUUAUUAUUAUUAUUUUUAAUUGCAAAAAAAAAAAAAAAAAGGUUCAGGGUGCUGGGGUUUUUUUUUUGUUGUCUGUGUGUUUUGUUUUUUUGCUGCUGCCGUUGCAAUUCGCUCGGGGUGUUUUUAUACAGUUUUGCAAAGAAAGAGGAAAAAAAAAAGACUUUUUUUGUGUUUUUGUUUUUUUUUUAAACAAAAAAAAAAGAAGCAGCCAGCCUACCAACCAACCAAAAUCAGGCCUUUUCUUUUUUUAAAAAAAGCGGGUUUGUUUUUCGCGCGGUGCUUUGAUUUUAUUUUAUUUUUCCCUUUCCUUUUUCUCCCCCCCCCUUUUUUUUUUCAUCUUUUGCAUUUCUUUCGAGGGGAGGGCGGCCGCCUUUUUUCCCCUCCUCCUCCCCCUUUUUUUUUUUUUUUUUUGCAAAGAUCUGCAUCUCUUUUCUGAUCGGCGACCAACUGUUUCCCAAAGGCUCAACUAUGCCCAAAAGAAAGGCUGCAGCUGAAGGUGAAAUAAAGGAGGAGCCAAAGAGACGAUCGGCUAGACUGUCUGCUGUGAGUAAGCCUGCUCCACCCAAACCAGAGCCAAAGCCGAAAAAGGCGCCGCCGAAGAAAGAAAAAGGGGGAAAUGACAAGAAAGAUGACAAAAAGGUAGCAACAAAAGGGAAGAAAGGAGCCAAAGGAAAAGAUGAAACUAAGCAAGAAGAUGCUAAAGAAGAAAACCACUCUGAGAACGGAGAUACCAAAACUAACGAGGCACCAGCUGCUGAAGUAUCUGAUGUCAAGGAAGCCAAGUCCGAGUAACAGAUUAUAAACCCUCUUCAUUUCCAUCAUUUGGUAUUCGUACCUCCAUACUGUAUUGUUAAGAGAGGAAUAUUUUUAUCAACUAUUUUAUAAAUGCAGGUUUUUUUAGCAUGAAUUUAAUCAUGGAACAUCUUCAUCUCGGUUACUUGGACUUCAAAACCAACCAACCAACCAACCAACAACAACAAAAAAAAAUCAUUGUUUUUAAAAUUUUGUGAUUGUCAUAGUUUGUAUGGUACCCGGAAAGAAUCAGUGGUGGUAGCUAUUGACUUCUAUCAGUAUAUAAUCCCUUUGUGUGUCAGUCAUACGGAAUUCAGAUUUUAAUUUUACCCUUGUUGUGUGUUGUAUGGUUUCUUAACGUGGGGAGGUCUAAAACAAAAAUACCACACAAAAAACCACAAUUGCGUCAGACAUUCCGGUGGUUCUGUUACUUGCUUUUAUAAAGAAGGUGAGAUAUUUUCAUGAAAAAUCUUAAGAAGCUGGAAACUUGUUGUAUCCCAAAUGUAGUUUUAUUUUGUCACAUUUUGGAGAAUAAUAUUAAAAUAUGUAAUCAUGUUUUUAAAUGAAAUACAAAAAAAAAAACUUUUAAAAAAGAGAAAAGGACAGGUUUGACUGAAUAUACCCACUGUUAGGAAUUUUGCUGGAUUUAUCUUAAUAAAAUGUCUCCUCAAAAGA